GAAGCCGAGCGACAUCCAUCAGACUGGUUGCACUCAGAGAGGUACGCUCGAGCACUCUUCAGGCUGCACCCCAGCAAACACUCCGCCGGGCCGUCACGUCGAGCUCCGGGCAGCCUCGGUGAUCUCUGCACGGAUUCUCCUCUCCAUCAGGACCGUGGGAGAGAUGCGACGUCUCGGAGGAGGAGGAGACGAACUGGCCAGGCAGCAGCAGCAGCAGACACCUGCGAGGAGGAUCUGAGUUUGUUUCUGUAACGUCAAAGAAAGGUUUAUUGCGGUCAUCACUAUGACUGAUGGGGAUUAUGACUACCUUAUAAAACUCCUUGCCCUGGGGGACUCCGGUGUGGGGAAGACUACCUUCCUGUACCGAUACACAGACAACAAGUUCAACCCCAAGUUCAUCACCACAGUCGGCAUCGACUUCAGGGAAAAGAGAGUGGUGUACACAACGUCCAACCCCAAUGGGGCGACCACAGGGAAAACCUUCAAGGUUCACCUUCAGCUCUGGGACACAGCUGGACAGGAGAGGUUCCGCAGCCUGACAACGGCGUUCUUCAGGGACGCCAUGGGGUUCCUGCUGAUGUUUGAUCUCACCAGCCAGCAGAGCUUCCUCAAUGUCAGAAACUGGAUGAGCCAGCUACAGGCCAAUGCCUACUGCGAGAAUCCAGAUAUUGUGUUGGUAGGAAACAAGGCGGACCUGGCCGACCAGAGGGAGGUCCAGGAGAAACAGGCCAAGGAGCUGGCUGAUAAAUACGGGAUCCCGUACUUCGAGACGAGUGCAGCGACAGGAGCAGAGGUGGACAAGGCGGUGAUAACGCUGUUGGACCUGGUCAUGAAGAGGAUGGAGCAGUGCGUCGAAAAACCACCUGCUGAACCAGCCAAUGGGAACGGCGCCACGAAGCUUGGCGAUGCUCAGCCAAACGAGAAGAAAUGUGCAUGCUAGAUCAAGAAGGAAAUGACCAGUCAGCGCUCCUCUGUUGUCUGUCCUUUCUACUUGCCACAUACCCUCCUUCUUUUACCUUCUCCUUCUGCCAUCUUUAAUUGCAUGUUUUUUCCAUAUUCUUUCCUCUCUAAAACACACCAUCCUCUGCUCCUCUUUUCUUUGUCUCCUGUCCUUUAUUCUUCCUCCCAAACUGUCUGCCACCCUGGCAAUGAAACAACCCUGUCUCCCUCUAGUGGAUAUCCAAGGUAAUACAGUCCUCAGCCUGUCUGCCUUUGAGCUCUGUUUGGGUGGAAAUUAAAACAGGAGGGGACAGUUUCAUCACUGUCAGACACAUAAUGUGCCUCGUCUAGAACUUGCAGUCUGGGAAUUAAGCUCUGCACGCUCCCAGUCUGUCUGCUCACAAGUGGUUUAAAUGAGUUUAAUGGCUCUAAACAGGCAGAAAGAUGUUGGAAACUUUAAUCUGAACUCUUAGGUGUCUAAUCAGUUCAUCACUUGGUAACAGGGCAAAGGUUUUGCCUCCUGUUUAAGGUGUCACUUGAUGACUGGGCCACAGAGAAUUUAGCAUUAGGCUGUAUAUAUGUGUAAAUGAAAUCAUGGUCCUCUCCUGAAACUUUUCCUCCUGGACCAGGGUGAGCAGCUGUGUGGUUUUGUUUUAUUUUUAUUCCUGCUUCACACUUUGAUGCUGUACCCAUAUUAGCCACAAGCAGUUUUUUUCUGGGCGUUUGCUUAAAAUGCACCAAAUUGUGUUUAAUAUAGUUGGCUGUGGUGUCGUGUCAGAAGUCUUUGACACCUAAGUGAUGCCAAAAACACACCAAGCACUGACGAAGUGAGGCCUGAGGCGAGCUGCCAAGCAGUCGACAUGGAAAGCCGAGCGCAGCCAAACUAAAAGUUGGGGAUAGUUUAACUUUAAGCGACAAAUUGCAGCUAGUAAGUCUUGUCUUGUAAUUAUUGCAUUCAGCCGCACUUUGCCGCUGUUUGGUGUGCUUUUUGGCUUGACAUUGGCAUUUGUUAAGCUCAUGUCAGCUUGUUAGCCUCUAUAGCUUUAGGGUAUGUAAUAACAGCUUAAUCCACAAUGAGUUGUGCAGAUAAAUAUUGGGCUUGUGGAACACUUAAUAUCAGUAACAGUAAAUAAAUAUACACUACAUAGAGAUACCUCCAACACAAAGCUAAAGAGGUUAAACAGCCUCUGUGGAGUGUGUUAUUUCUCAUAAGCAAACAAUCAGAGUAGAUUGUUCUGCCUCUGGCCACUUGCUGGUGAUUAUUAUGUAUGGCAGUAUUAUGAAUUCAUAUUUUGGAUCAGUACUCUGAAUAUAUUUGUAUUGGCUCAUUUGUAAAGCAACCUUGAAAUAAAUGUUAAUACGACAAGCUCAGUUAACGGCAGGAACUCUGCUUCUGUCUCCCAGUGGUCUCACUCGUGGUAUUGCUAAGAAAAAAAAAAACCCUGUGGCCAAAAAAGCACUUAACACAUAGACCACCAUUAUAAAAGAGACAUCUGACUGCAAACAAGGUCAAAUAUGACUCCUUCUAUUUUGAAUUUUUGAUCCAUGGAGGUUUUAUAUUUGUAAAACUUUUCUUGAACUGAGAAAAGCAAUUUAAAAAUCUGUGACGUCAUCACAAUGUAAAGUCUUUGAGCCAAGAGGGAACUCGCAGAGCCAGUGGGAGAACUGGCACUACUGUGCAUUUUCAGUGGGCCGCAUACCUUGGAGUUAAACCAGGGAGGUAGAAGCUUUUUUUGGCGUAUGUGCCAGGCAAGUACCAUUGGAAUGAAUAGGCACAAUCUUGGCGUGCGGUGUCUAGUUUUUAUUAUACAUCUAUGGCUUUAUUGACUUCCUGUUUGCACAUCUGAUUAACAGCUGAUGAAGCUAGCCAGAAGCUAACAUAGGGUAUCAUUGCUCUGCAAGCUCCUAGGAGCAGCGCCGGGCUCUGAAGCCAGUUUUACAUUGUGGCCAAACCAUAGAAUUACAACUUCCGAGUUCAUCAUGUGGGCCCAAAAAGACUUCUUCCAAUAGACUCACAUUGGGAGAGUGAUGCCUGUAAAUCAGUGGAUACAUUUCUUUUUUUGAAGCAUCACAACCGGUGCAAAAUGACUCCUUUCAUUAUCGGGAUUUGGUCCUUUCAGUCUGAAAGCAUUUCGAAAGUCUAGAGGGGCCGUACGAAUAAAUAAUUUUAUCCCGAAUCAAGUUAGCAGAGCGCUAAAAUGGAAGUCUAUAGCGCGGCUUCUGUAUGGGCCCAGCAAUGCAGAAGCACAGUGUAAGAUCUGGGUAAUUUUACACACUAAAGUCAAACUUUUUUGGCUUCAUGCACAAAUUAACUGGACCCCACCUGUGACUCUAUAUCCACUUUUCUUUAUACAUCCAUGGUGCCUGACAGUUUUCGCAGUGGCUACAAGCAUCAUGCUUAAUUAACCCUUUAAAACCUUGAGCAAAUAGGCUUGGUUCCUUUUUAAAAACCUGAGAAGAAGGCAAUGAGCGAUGACAGAAGAAAUGACCAAAAAAAUUAGCAAGAAUUUAGUAAAAAAGAGAAAAUUAGUAAAAAAUGAAAUAAAAUAAAGGAAACAAGAAAGACACAAGGAAAUUACCUGGAAAAAAACUUAAAAAUUAUAAUAAUUCUGUAACAUAAUUUUAAUUAAAUAAUAAAAUAUACAACAAUGAUAAUUAUAAAUGUAAUUUUUCCCUUUUUUAAAAAAUAAUUUUCUAAAUCUAUUAAUUUUUUGCAACUUGUGGAACAUUUCUUACCAAGUUGCUUACUGCUUUUUUCCCAUGUUUUUGAAAGAAAUUGCACCAAUUUGCUUGGAGCUCAAAUGUUUAAAUACUUCUGUAAGGCGUCUAGAGCAGCAAAAGAAAAGUGAUGUUGCUCCAUGUUUCGAAGGGUUAACAAAAGCACCUGAUGAGUGUUUCAGAGUAAAAUUAUUUUGCAGUAUCAGAUAUGGAAAGACAUUAAAAAGAGAAAAAGUUAUCAGUCUUCUCACCUCACUACCAGCAUCUUAUCCAGGCUAGCUACGAACUAGGUGGGUGUGGCCGUUAAGUUGUUGCUUUCUAUGCCGAUGAUUCAAGUUUUCUUUGAAUUCUGUGUUUCUAUCUGACUUUUGAUGCCAGAACAAUAGCAUGUGGUUCAUUUAGCUAAUGUCACACCCUGCUGUGCUACAGGACUGCCAUAUGAUUGAUCAGAAAUAGCAUUGUUUGGAUACUUGGACACACAACUGCUGUCUGUUUGCAGCACUGUUAUUUAUACUUUGCGUUUGCACAGCUAACUCUUCCAUUAGACCUCCAUGAUGGCAUCAGACUUGCAGGUAAUAUACCAUUCAUAUUGUAGGUGACAAAUAUGGGUACAGCAUGGCAAAUGUGAAGCAGAGAAACAAAAAAAACUGUAUGUCAUGAAUAGAGUGUCCUUGACCAGGAUAGAUAUAUUGUUCCAAACUGAUCUACUGCCUUGGCUUUUAAAGCGUUAUUCCACUGUGGCAGAACAGACUUUGAUCUCUGUGGGAGUUUGAGAUAAGUCAGCUAAAUAUAUCAGCUGCUCUGGGGAAGCAGUGUUACCCUGAUUAGCUAACAUUUACAGAACAGGAAAUAAUAGUAUAAGUCAACAUAAAUGAAUGUAUGAGGGGGGAGGAUGAUUAUAUCUAAUCAGCAUCAUUACGCUUAUUGUGGGGUGACGUUAGCUUUUCAGAGCAGCUGUGGCUCUCUCAUCUCUUUAUAACAGAUAAUCGGACAAAGUGAAAUAUCGCUUCAAGGCCCCAUACAUGACCCAUGUUGUUAGAAUAUAAAGUGACCAAUUAUUUAUAUUAAAAGAAAUGUAAAACAUAGAUUAUUAUUGUCAAUUUUUUGUCAUAUCCUUCACAUUUCACACAGUUUUUUUUUUCUUUUCAUGAUUGUCAAGAUUUGUUGGUUGGUUUGUUUGUUUUUUCAUUGCUGUAGUGCUCUUAAGCUUGGUUGUCAAAUUAACCCAAAAAUUACCAAUUUAUUAACAAAAUGAAGAAAAUACACUAUUAUAAACUCUUGAAGAAGUAUAGUAAAAGUUGCUAUGAAGACUUUUUUUGUUUCAACACUUGAAGUAACUGUGGACCAAGUUGUUGUGUUUUGUUGCUUAAGACUUUAUUGUUUUUUCAUUGCGUACCGGACCAUUUAACAGUUGCUGUGCAGAAAACCAGAGAGUGGUUAGUAUUGUUGCCUCACUGCAAGAGGUUUCUGGGUUUAAACCUACUGUUCGUCCUGGGCCCUUAUGUCUGGAGUUUGCAUGUUCUCCCCAUGUUGGUGUGGGUUUUCUACGGGUGGUUGGGCUUCCUCACACAGUCCAAAGACAUGCAGGUUAGGUCGAUUUGGGACUUUAAAUUGCCCUUGUGUGAAUGUGAGUGUGAAUCGUUGUCUGUCUCUAAAGCCCCAUUUCCACCAAACUCUUUUGGUUUGGUACCUUUGGAUCCAAAAGUAACCCUUCAGACAUGGUACCUACACCCUAGUGUUUCCACUGCAAACAGUACUCUUAAAUGUGGGCGGGGUUGUUGUCACUCACUGCUCCAUCCAGCACUCACUGUAUUUCCUCAUUAUCAGUGACACAGAUGGAAGUCUACACCUUGUUUAUCGUCCACAGAAUGAGGCUGCACGCUGACAUUUCCUGAACGAAAUAAAACAGGCUGCAGUGAGAGUCUCUCUCCAUGGGAUAUUUGUGCAGUUAGUCCUUCUCAAGCAAGCUUGGGGGUUUAGUGUUGCCGGAGCCCACAGGAAUGACCUCCUCUUGGUCAGUGUCCACUGGGAUCGGCUUCAGUGCCCCCCGCGACCCUGUGAAGGAUAAGUGGUGACAGAUAAUGGAUGGAUAGAUGGACGAACAGAAAACCUUAUGAAAUCACAGCAUAUUGAAACAAAAUUCUAUUGAGUUCAGUUGGCUGUGUGUUUUGUACCAUGACGCUACGCUUGAGCAGUCUUUAGAAGCCAGUUGAUUUAAAUUUGCAAAAAAAAUCCUACUCAUUAAAAUGUCAAAAAUCUUAAAGCUUAAAGUCCGAUGUGAUCUCUUUGUUUGUAGUGCAACUCAACAGUUUUCCUUUCAUAGUGUAAUACCUUGAUCUGCCUUACUUCAUAAAAAAAAUCUUGAGCCCAGUUGAGGUGCACCAGAAACAAGGGAAAUGAUCUUUUUGCUUGCCACCUGCUGGCAGCUAAAUCCUUAUUCUGUCCUUUAGUGAGCCAAAGGGAGGUGUUACAUAGCAGUCCCAACUCACAGCUGCAUAAUAGAAGGAUUACUGCAGGUUGGUUUUCAAAGUGUACUGAAACCAGGGGCUGCCAAAUGGGUCUGCAGUCAUGUUUAGUAUACUGUAAGUGUGGCUUAUUAAUGGCAAAACACAUUAUAACAUUUAGAAUGUUAGCAUUCGACUAAAUUACUUUUUUAUCAGUAAUAUUUUCAGUAUUGUGCUCGCUGGAUUUAUCAACAAAAAAAAAAAAAAAAUCUGAGGUUAAAGUGUUGUAGAGCUUUGGCUUUAGCUCAUUGUCACCUGUAUUUAAUCUACCAGUGUGCCAAAUAAAAAAAGGAAACAUUACAAACAAGCGUUUGUUUUCGACAAACCUGAACCUCAUUCACACAGAGAAACUGCCUUCACAAGUAGAAAAAUGUUUUUAUUUUGUGUGGGGCUUUUUGUCACCGGCCAACAUUUGAUCUCAGUGCCAUAUUUAACAAUCACUGCUGUUUGAUUUUAGUUUUAUUAAAAUAUGAAUUUGCUGACGGUAAAGACAUAAAGAGCUGGCUCACAUUAUAACCUUCUCUCCCAGAUACUAAGCAGCAUAAUUGUUACGAGAUCCCCAGAAAUGCAAGUAUCAUAGGUUUUGUUUUGUUUGCUUAUUUCAACUUGUUAUCUGCCAUUUUUGUUUUUCAUGUUGGUCUUGAAAAAUGUAUUUAAUCACAAUGUACAGGUUACAUAUUUCUAAACACUUGCUGUACAGAAGCAGCUUAGUUUAAUCCUCUUACCACAUGUUUUAUUUUUAUUUUGUUUGCUUCCUUUGCUCCAACUUAAUUCAUUAAGAAAGUCAUGUUAACAGUUAAGCAAGUGGUAUUUCAGUAGAAUUGUAUCUUUAAGACUUAGGGCCCUGAAACACCAAACCAAUGGUCGGCUGUUGGUUAAUGUUGGGUCAUCAAGGAACGUCUGUCGCCCUUGUUUUUGUGGUAUGUCCCGUGUCGUUGCCACUAGUAGCUCCUUGUCGGCUGUUUCUCUGCUGAUUAAGCAUGUUGAAUCAGUGGCGGGCCUGGCUUAGCCCACCAAGGAGUGAAAUAACUCUGAUUGGCAGUUCAGCUUAGUGCACGAGAAGAGAAACAGAAGUGAGGAAAGUAAACAAAAAAGUAAAAUCAAGAGGGCUCUUUAGCAGAAAAGGUUUGUUAUUGUGUUACUGAUCACUAGUGCAGAGUAAAUAUCAGUUGUUCUUUGGACAUCGGGUUGUGUUGUUAAUAUGCUAAUUGGCUAACUAACGUCUUGAAUCUGUCCUUUUCAUCUUCUGCUUUCCCUUUUUGGGUCACUAAUACAGACUGCCACCUGCUGGUAUGGAGAGUUAUUUCUUCUCACACAGGCACAGAGCAUACAUUCUAGUUGGCCAUUGGCUGUGGUCUUGGUGGUGUGUUCAAGUACAACUUUUUGAUCAAGACACAGGCAUCGUGAGGUGUGCGACAGUCUGCCUUUGUUGCCACUAGUUCUUGGCCAUAGUUCAGGGUGUCUAGGCCUUUAGAUUUUAAAGAUACAGAAGUUAAAGCAGCGGUACUGAAACUGUUUGUUUUUUUACCACUUGGGGGCAGCAGAACAAGCUGAAAAUGCAGCAUUGACAUAGUAUCACCUUACAAAGUUGUUAUGCAUUUUCAUCCCAUUAGAGGUUUGAGUGCUUCUGAUAAAUCUAAGUCCAAUGUUCACUCCCUCCUUUUAGCUCUGUUUUGGUCUCCACCAACUCCUGAGAAAAAUGUCUGGCAUUUUAGCUACUGGAUAUUCCACUCAUGUCGCCAGCUAGUUGCUAACUUUGUCUGUCUGUUGGUGCUGGACAGAUAGUGAACAGCGGGUUUAUAAAAGCUUAUUUGCUGCUAGAGAGGGGUUUGAUGAGACUGAACCAUACACUAAAUGUGCAGUAAAACCAAAACAGUAAGCUAAAAGAAGCUAAAACGCUCUGUACCCUGCAGCAUAAUUUUUAUUAUCAUGUUCACCUUCACAUUACACAAUCCAUUAUUACUAUGUGCAGAUUUAUUUCUCAUACAUGUUGUUAAAGUUUUAAAGCUUAAAAAAUGUUGAUUUCAUUAAAGCCACUAAUCAGGUGUGUAACUUUUUCUCAGUUUCUGAAAAGUUUCCAUGUUUUUGGUAAAAGUUUGUUGACCCCAUUAAAGUACUAGUCUGUAAACAUAAUGCAGCCUUAUUGACCAAGAUGACUGGCAACUAAUUCAUUCAUUCUAAUUAAUCAUAAAAAAAGUAUGAAUUCUUUGAGAUCUGGAUGACCCCUCCGAUCAAAUAAAGCAAGAACGCAAAAUUAAUCCCAAAAAAAGCAUCAACAGCAUCAAGUUAACAGUGGUUUUUAUACUGUGUGAGACUUUGAGGCUGCGGUUCAGGUAGUAAAACAAUUACGUUAUAUGUCUUUUUUCUAAGCACUCUUCCUUGACCUCAAUAGAAAACGCCAUGAGGUCAAGGUAAGAUGUGAAGGAGAAUCCAUCUGCCCUUACAGUAGGCUACGUAACUAUGUGACGGCAGAUGUUAUUGACGCAGGUCACUUUAAAUGUUGCUGCCUCAAGGUCUUGGACAGCAUUAUGUCCUUUCCUUUUCUGUAGGAUGGUCCAGUCUGUAGGAUGGUCUCCUUUAGCAUAGUGCUAAAGGAGAAGAAAGAAAGCAUUGAAGCACCUUUCUUACAUAUUUAGAGAACUUGACAAGCACUUGACCAGCCCAGUCGCUAGAAGAAAAUGUUGGCAUUGUAAGAGAUGGUGAAUGACGUCAACUAAGCAAGAUGCUUCUGUAGACCACUGUUUGAAACCAACAAACAACCACACAGGUUAUCUUAUGGCAAUGCUUCAUAGUGUUUCCACCAGUGUUUGUGGCACUGAACCUGGGUGUUUUGAUGGCACAUUGUAGCAUUUCCCAGUUGCGUCAGAGCCAUUGAAUCUGGAGGUUCUUCACCGACACAUUCUAGUGUUUCCCAGUGGUGUUUGUGGUAUUGGAGCUUGGUAUUUUUUACCAACACCAUGCUGCUUUUGAGCCACCAAACCUGGGUGUCGCUCACCAACACACUGCGGCAUUUCUCGGCAGUAUUUGUGGCAAUGAACCUAGGUGUUUUUCACUGAGACAUUGUGGCAUUUGAGCUACUGAACAUGGGUGUUCUCACUGAAACAUCACAGUGUUUCCCAGCACCGUUUUAGCCACUAAACCUGGGUGUUUUAACUGACACAUCACAGUGUUUCCCAGCUGCAUUCGUGGCACUGAACCUGGGUGUUUUUCACCGACACAUUGCGGCAUUUCCCGGCAGCAUUUGUGGUAACAAACCUGGGUAUUUUCCACUGACACAUUGUGGCGUUGAAGAGACUGAACAUGGGUGUUCUCACUGAAACAUCACAGUGUUUCCCAGCACUGUUUAGCUACUGAACCUGGGUGUUUCUCUCUGGCAUAUGGAUGCAUUUCCCAGCAGCAUUUGGGCCACCAAACCUGGGUGUUUUUUAGCCAACACAUUGUGGCGUUUCCAAGUGGCAUUUUUGCCGCCAAACCUGGGUGUAUUUCAGUCACCUGUCCCUGCUUUUCCAGUGGCUUUUGUGCCACCAAACAUGGAUACUCUAAGCCAAAAGAUGAUCUUAACCAAGUAGUUUUUGUGCCUAAACCUAGCAACACCUUCACCACACUGUUGUUGAUAAAGGUAAAGUUUCAACAUAUCGGCUACAAAACAAUUUACACAUGUAAUGUAUCUGUGGUUUUCAGAAAUGUCAGUGUGUUUCUGCAAUUUGGUCGUAGAUACUCGACUGUCCUUUCAAUCAGUUCGGAGCCUUCCUAAGCAAAGAAGACUAUUGACUGCAGUCCAGAUACCAGUGCACCUCACUUCUACAUAGCCAACCAUUUUCCUUAACAUACUGAACCAAUGCCUUUUAUUGUGACAAUCUUCCCAACCAAUUCGUCAGCUUUUAUCUGAACCUUUCCUGUUAUGUUGCUCAUCAUGUUUUAAUUUCAUUUUAAAUAUUUUUUUUGUCCUCUGAUGCCUUUCUGCUUAAAUUCAGUUAUGCCACACAUCAGGUGUAUCUGACAUGUACUGAUAAUACAUUUAUUCUCUCUUGUCUCGAAUCAUGUUUUUCUUCUAACAUCUCUUCCAUAAAUCUUAAAUGGUUUUUGGUAGUUUUUGAAUUCACUUUGAAAGUUUACACUGUUUGAAAAGUCAUGUUGUGCCUGUUAUUAACUUUUCUGUCUGAUCCUACAGUUUGUGAGCUACUGAAUAUUUUCAUGCAUUAUUGAUUACAAAACAGAGGCAAAA
This is a messenger RNA of Epinephelus fuscoguttatus (brown-marbled grouper), 10386 nucleotides long. Its product is annotated as ras-related protein Rab-27B-like. Gene Ontology annotation, biological process: positive regulation of exocytosis; melanosome transport. The transcript has 6 exons. Gene Ontology annotation, cellular component: secretory granule; melanosome. Gene Ontology annotation, molecular function: GTP binding; GTPase activity. Bases 284 to 940 code for a protein of 218 amino acids. The record is from RefSeq and is a predicted model, not a curated record. NCBI's taxonomy places the organism in Eukaryota, Metazoa, Chordata, Actinopteri, Perciformes, Serranidae.